Molecule: messenger RNA, 3892 nt
Organism: Protopterus annectens (West African lungfish)
Lineage: Eukaryota; Metazoa; Chordata; Ceratodontiformes; Protopteridae
Gene: MAPK7
Product: mitogen-activated protein kinase 7
Exons: 7
Coding region: 268-3567 (1099 amino acids)
Biological process (GO): intracellular signal transduction; cell surface receptor signaling pathway; protein phosphorylation
Cellular component (GO): nucleus; cytoplasm
Molecular function (GO): MAP kinase activity; ATP binding
Source: RefSeq, a predicted model, not a curated record
CAGCGACUCAUGUUUUUAAACAAUGGAGAUGUAAACAGUCUAAACAUUGCUGACAUCACAUUGUGGGUGGCACCGGUCCUGUGCAGGAGCAGUGAUGUCAGAAUAAGGGUGGGAAUAAAAAAAAAAAAAAAAAAAAAAAGGAACACACCUAAUUUUUGUUUGUGGCCAUGACGUGACCAAAAGCGCGACAACGACUGCCCGAUCGCAAGAUGCAUUUUAUACAUUCCUAGGAAUUACUAUACACUGCUUGGAUGUGAAGCAGGCCUAAUGGCAGGACAGAGAAAGGAAGAGGAUCAGGUGAGGCAAGGGCAUCCAGUUGCUUCCACAACAGUGGCUAAAAAUUUGGCUAUUCUCAAAGCUCGUUCCUUUACAUUCGAUGUUGGAGAUGACUAUGACAUUAUUGAAACUAUUGGAACUGGAGCAUAUGGGGUUGUCUCAUCAGCCAGGUGCAAAUCCACAGGUCAACAGGUAGCUAUAAAGAAAAUUCCAAAUGCAUUUGAUGUGGUGACAAAUGCCAAGCGAACUCUACGAGAACUUAAGAUCCUGAAACAUUUCAAGCAUGACAACAUCAUUGCAAUCAAAGACAUCCUAAAACCUACUGUUCCUUAUUCAGAAUUCAAAUCUGUAUAUGUUGUCCUGGAUUUAAUGGAAAGUGACCUUCAUCAGAUCAUUCACUCUUCUCAACCUUUAACCCAAGAACAUGUUCGCUACUUUCUGUAUCAGCUUCUUAGAGGACUGAAGUACAUUCACUCUGCUAAUGUCAUCCACAGGGACUUGAAACCAAGUAAUUUACUCAUUAAUGAGAACUGUGAAUUAAAAAUUGGUGACUUUGGCAUGGCUCGUGGACUCUGCACUAAACCAGAUGAGUACAAGUACUUUAUGACAGAGUAUGUUGCCACUCGCUGGUACCGUGCCCCUGAGUUAAUGCUGUCCCUCCAUAAGUACACACAGGCUAUUGACAUGUGGUCAGUUGGGUGCAUCUUUGCAGAGAUGCUAGGUCGAAAGCAACUUUUUCCUGGGAAAAAUUACAUUCACCAGCUCCAUUUGAUCAUGACAGUUUUGGGGACCCCUUCCAAUGAGGUAAUACGCUCCAUUGGUGCUGAUAGAGUUAGGGCAUACAUCCAGAGUUUGCCAUCUUGCCAACCUGUUCCUUGGGAAAAAGUGUACUCUGGUGUUGAUAAAAAUGCUUUGGAUCUUCUUUCCAAGAUGUUGCGUUUUGAUCCCAAGGAUCGCAUUUCGGUUAUCGAUGCCCUGAAACAUCCAUUUUUGUCAAAGUACCAUGAUCCAGAUGAUGAACCUAAUUGUGUGCCUGCCUUUGACUUUGAUUUUGAUAAGCAGAUCCUUACCAAGGAUCAGAUUAAGGAUGCCAUCACUAGUGAAAUUAAGGAUUUUCAUGACAAAAGGGAAGGGAUUCGUCGUCGUAUCAGUUUUAAGCCAUUUCUAAGACCUGCUAGUGUACCUCAGAAUAACUCCGACACUGAUGGAGUUCAACACAGGUUUCAAAUUACCUUGGAUUCUCAGGCAGAGAGGGUAUCUACUACUGAUGGAGCAAGGGUUGAUAUUUCAUCAAAGGCACCUAAGGCUCUUACUGUUCAGAAAUCUAAUUUGGACUCCGGUUCAUGUUGUGAUGUGGAUAUGGCCAGUGCAAACUCAGUGGGAGGAAAAAUGGACAUCGAUAUGGAUUCACCUUCCCACAUUUCCCAGCUAGAAACUAUUGAUUUGACAUCACCUGUGGAAACUAUUCACAAGCAACAAAAAGACAACACUGGAAAGAAACCAGAUUCCUCUGCUGUAAAGACAGAGGCUGAGGUGAUGCCAAAAAGAGAAGGUGCAAUAUCAGAUUACACUAAGGCUGCUCUUAAGGCUGCACUAUACAAUAAGACCAAAGAUACAGCGAGUACAAUCAGUGCAUUACAAGAUACAGUAGAUACAAGAAAGGCAGUAACAGCACAAGAGCGCCAAAAAGAAAGGGAAGAGAAGAGAAGGCGUCGGCUAGAAAGAGCAAAGGAAAGAGAAAAAAAGCAGAAAGAAAAGGAACGGAAGGAGCUGAAGAAGGAUGAUGUGCUGGGUGGCCAGGUGUUGAGUGAACAUGACAAGAAUUUACUAGCACGCUGGAAGAAAAUGUCUGAUCCUGGCAGUCAGCCAAGUGCUUCCAAGAAAGUGCUACAGAAUGGUGGCUUGACCACUGAGGUAAACAGCACAGUAAGCUGCAGUCAAGUUGCACCAGCAAAAACAAAUUAUUCUAACUCUCAGAACAUCAUCAGUUUGCAGAACGCUCAGACCUCUCAAAUAACUACUGACAGCAGAAAAACAGACUGUGGACAGCUGAGACAAGAAGACUUGCUGGUUGUUAAUGGAGCACUCAAUGCCAUACCUUCCCAAGGAAAAGCAUCAGAAACAUCUGUUGCAUUUCUGGGGUUUGGGGACAGAGUCGCUUCAAGCAACCACAGAAUUCCACCUCUCCCGGUAGUUCAGAAGCAGAAAGGACCAGUAACUCAAGCUCAGUCUCUCUCAACUGUUCCUCAGACUCUGGUGCACUCUGUUUCUAAUCCUAGCGGUCCUGCUAAUAUGAUGCAUUAUUUCCCUGCUCAGUCUGGCUCAUUUUCCAUCAGCAAUCCUGGUCAGAUAAUUAUAACCGCUCCAAAUGACCUUAAAAAUGCUCACCCUAAACCUGAAUACAUGAUGCCUCCCAGUGAAAUAAGCAUCAUGUCAGGACUAGGGGUGAAGUACACUCAGAAUUCAGUUUUUCAGCCACACUUUGGUGAGGCAGCUAUGAACUCUUGGAAUAGUUUGCUUGGUCAAGUGAAGACAGGUCCUCCUUCAUCCUUACAGCCUUCAAGUUCUGUUGCCCCUUGCCAGGAAACCUGGGCUGUCACUAAUCCUGUACAGAAUCAAUUUCCUCAUCAUAUCCAGUGCCCAACAGAAGUUGCUCAAAACAGGAAUAGUUAUCUUAAACCACAAGAUGGAGGGCCUUCAAUGAAUCAGCCUAGUAUUGUUAAUCUUGGAAGUUACAUACAGAAAGGAACAGGUUUCAGUGAACAUGAGGGUAUCCAUAUUGAUCAGUCGGUAUUUUUACAGAAUAUUGUCCCAUCCCCUCCAAAACCCACACUUGAACCUUCACAAAGUAUCACAGAUAUUUAUCCCUCACAAUCCAGUUUGCAGCCUCCUGGACAGAAAUCCCAGGGUGUGAACCAGCACCCAUCAGUAUCUAUAUCAUCUCCAGAUACGUCAAAUUCCAAUUCUCCAGACAUCAGCGUAGUAACACAUCAGCUUUCAAAAUCACAGGUUGAAGACUUGUUGCCACCUAUAUUCUCAAUGACGCCGAAAGGAAGCGGAGCUGGUUAUGGUGUUGGAUUCGACUUGGAGGAGUUCCUGAAUCAGUCUUUUGAAAUGCCUGGAGAAAACCGAGAAAGCCAAGGUGACUCUGCUCCUCUCUCAGCUUCGUUGCUUGCUGAUUGGUUGGAAGUACAUCGGAUGAACCCAGCUGAUAUGGAGUCACUACAACGGGAGCUUCAGCUUGGCUCUCCCAUGAUCAUUUCUGACAUUCCUGACCUUCAGGACACAUGACUGACUGACAAUAAAGGAAAAAAUCAUAGGAGAUAAGACUUUCUAUUUACAGUCUGCCUGUGAAGUGAAUGACAUCAUAAAGAUAUAAAUAUUUUUGCAACUGUAAAUUUAUUUAAUGAAAUACACCUGUAGAAUGAGAAACUAUAAAAAGAACCAUGCUGUGAUGGAAUGUCUGGAAUUUUGAUAGCCUAAUUUGUUUUAUAUUUCAAAACUCUCCUGAUUUGUUAUAUUUUUUCUACUGCACAUACACUUUUUAUUCACAUAACUGGACUGCUUUAAGACUGUGAACUAUUUUUCACUUUAAUUAAAAUGGUACCAACUUUUA